AUGUGGGUGCCGGCUAAAUUUCGGAGCAAGGUGCUUGCCGAGCCUGUACGGAGGCCGCAGCUCAUCGAACAUUCGAGCGACAAGAACAAGAACAAGAACUUGGAGACUCGACCGCAACAACAUCCCAUUCUCUCAGCACAACAACACAGUAUCUCCCAGGAAUUGCACGGGAAGAAACCAGCAGUAUUCAAAAUGCCUGUGGAUUACAGUAAAUGGGAUGCGCUCGAGUUGAGCGACGACUCGGACGUCGAAGUCCACCCCAACGUCGAUAAACGCUCCUUCAUUCGCGCCAAACAAAAUCAAAUCCAUCAGCAGCGCUUCGAGCGAAAAAAUAAAAUCGAGACGUACAAGUAUGAGCGCGUGGUCAACGAUGGCCUGCUCAAACGCAUCAACGCUCUCCUGGCCGCCCUCGAGUCUCAUAGCGCCGAUGCAGACAAACGCAGCCCGGAUGAACUCAUGUUCAUGGCCAUUAUGGAGACGGCUGGAGAUUCCCCGAAUGAGGCUCCCCCGCCGCCCCCGGCUGGAGUGCAUACACAGGAGAAAGAGCAACCAACAUAUUCCAAAAUGAUGGCCGCAUUAGUUGACCAAGUGAAGGCCAAGGUUGACGAGGACAAGCCUGAAAACAGAUUUGCGGCUUAUGUCGAGGAUGUCAAGUCUCAUAAGGCCAAGGUUGAAGAUUUACAAAGGCAGCUGCUGGAAGAGUUGGACAGCUUAGAGAAAGAGGAAGGCAGAAAGAUUACCAGUGAGAACAUACAUACAGGCUUUGACAGCUCUCAUGUCACCAAAGGCAAAGCAGAGGAUAAGUCUACUGGGGAAGCCAAGAAGUCGACGCAGAAAGCCCAAACAGUGGAAGUACUGAACCCCCAGGCGCUUGGCAAGCCACUCCUAACCAAGAAAUCCGACGGCCAACAAUCCUCUGGCGCGGAUGCCGACGCUGAUGAGCCUAUGGGCGGCGAUGAUGACGAUGAGGACGAAGUGGAGGCUUCAGAGCUAGGCAAGAAGUUCGCAUCAAUCAAGGCAGGGGAUUAUCGGACAUGCUUAGAAUUUAUUUCCCAGCAUCCCGAGGUAGUAGCGGAGAAGGAGACAGAUGGACUUCUAGUCCUGGCCUUCAACUCUGCGAUUGAUGGUGCGUAUGAACUUGCGCGGCAAUGUGUACAUCAAGCCCUUCUUCUCCAAUACUGCAGAGCACUAGGUCGAGAUGGCGUUAGGAUGUUCUUCAAGCGCAUCACCACUCCUGGCCACCAGGCUCAAAAGGUCUUCUUCGAUGAUGUUAACUCCACCUUUGCACGGAUCAAAUCAAGAGCGAAAGAAAUCGAAAAACAGAGAGCCCAAGAGGAGGCAGAAGGCACUGGUGGUGUGGAGCAGAUCCAGCUGCAUGCUGUUGACCCUAAUACCACGAUCAACAUCCAGAUCCCCCCUGAGAACAGCUCGGACCCGGCAGAGAUUAAGGCGAAAGAGUUGUUUAACGCUUUCCCACCUGGGCUCCAACGGGCAUUGGAGAGCGGAAGCUUAGAUGAGGUCAAUAAAGUAUUAGGGAAGAUGAGUGUAGAGGAAGCUGAGGAGAUCGUGGCCCAACUGAGCGAGGGCGGUAUGCUAUCUGUUGAAGAGCAGAUCAUUGACGCUACGACGGAGGAAGGGCAGAAGGCGCUAAAGGAGUUCGAGGAGCAGGAAAAGGCAGCUCAACAAGAGCAAGCUGCUGAACAAGCAGCUCUUUCAAAGUAUUCUGACGAUCCAGAGUAA
This is a messenger RNA of Venustampulla echinocandica, 1740 nucleotides long. RefSeq lists its product as uncharacterized. Gene Ontology annotation, biological process: protein stabilization; protein folding. Gene Ontology annotation, cellular component: cytoplasm. NCBI's taxonomy places the organism in Eukaryota, Fungi, Ascomycota, Leotiomycetes, Helotiales, Pleuroascaceae. Bases 1 to 1740 code for a protein of 579 amino acids. Gene Ontology annotation, molecular function: heat shock protein binding; protein kinase binding; protein-folding chaperone binding. The transcript is spliced from 3 exons. The record is from RefSeq and is a predicted model, not a curated record.